Messenger RNA from Alternaria infectoria, 2580 nucleotides. RefSeq lists its product as uncharacterized. Gene Ontology annotation, biological process: endoplasmic reticulum to Golgi vesicle-mediated transport; vesicle fusion with Golgi apparatus. NCBI's taxonomy places the organism in Eukaryota, Fungi, Ascomycota, Dothideomycetes, Pleosporales, Pleosporaceae. Bases 1 to 2580 code for a protein of 859 amino acids. Gene Ontology annotation, cellular component: membrane; trans-Golgi network. The transcript is spliced from 6 exons. The record is from RefSeq and is a predicted model, not a curated record.
AUGGAUCCUACCGCAGCAAAGAAGAGAGUACAGGCUUGUCUGCCUCAAGUCCAGAAUUUGAUGGGCAUCACCGGAUGUCCUUCUAUCUCCAUCGGCAUCCUCCACGAAGGCGAGAUCAUCCUCCAGCACAGUCAAGGAUUCGCUGAUCGGAACGAAAAUUAUGUCCCGGUCAACAAUUCAACUCUCUAUAUGAUCGGAUCACUCACCAAGGCCUUCAUCGCCGCGUCCUGUGGUAUACUCGUCGACGAGGGCAAACUGAGCUGGACCGAACCGCUAUCCACAUACAUACCCUUUACCCAGAACAAAGAUCCUGCCAUAGGCAAACACAUGAGUCUAUCAGAAGCCCUCUCUCAUUCCAGCGGAUUUCCACAGCUCGACAUCGCGUGGUAUGGCGCAGCAGGCGCAGAACUGCUUCUUCCAGAAGAUUUAUUACAUAUCACUGCCAACAUGCCAGUUCACGACACAUUCCGCACCGGAUUCCAUUACUCCAACUGGCCUUACGCUCUGGUGGGUAAAGUGAUUAAAGCGGUAGGCGGCGAGGAUGCCGUGGAUGGCUGGGGAGGGUUCGUCAAGAAGAGAAUCUUUGAGCCUCUCGGAAUGAGUGAAUCGACGUGUUCUCGAUGGAAAGUCGAGGGUGGAAAUCUGGCUGAGGGGCAUACGGUCUUGCACGACAGGCGACCAGUACGUUUACGAAUGCCUCAAGUUUCAGACAAGACUAUUUGUGGAGCUGCAAUGGCGAUUUGGUCGAACGUUCCGGAAAUGCUCAUCUGGUCGCAAGCAGUAAUGGAACGGUUGGAAGAAGAGGAGACGGAGAAGAGCACCAUUGAGGCCAUCCAAGGAUUGAGUCUCAACACAGAUCAAUACGAAGCAGUACACCACGACGACCAUACGGACGCGCAAAGCACAUCGACAAACCCGCUAAGGCGAAUCAGCCAAAUCACGUCUCGCAAGAUAUCCGUGACGAACGAUACCAUCAACGAGAACUCGUACGCAUUUGGAUGGGCAAGACACAUGAUUCCCUCGACACAACUUGGGUGGUUGUCUACCAACGGCCCAAAUAGAGACGAUGUCAUCGGGCGAGGAUCGCGGCCGAAGCUGACACUAUACCACGGAGGCCAGGUGACCGGAUAUCUCAACUCGAUCUAUCUCUUUCCGGAGACCAAAUCCGCUGUGGUCGUCCUGACCAACGCGCAGAGUGCUGGAGACUGCUCUGAUCUCGUUGCUCAGAUGUUCGUCCAAUCACUCUUCGAUAUGACCCCGGAAGUGGAUUUCGGUAUGAGGGCGGAGAAGCUAUCUACCAGUAGUCUGAACCGAUAUACCAAGAUGAAAGACGAUUUGCAGAAGAACCGCAUGUUGAAUACGCAAUGUCCCCAUCUCGAAAGCCUUGAGGGGACGUACCGGAACGAAGACAUACAGGGAAUUAUUCAUGUGUACAAGAUAAGUGAAGAUCAAUUGGAGAUGAAACGGAAUCGCAUGGAUUCGCAGUGCCAUCUUCUGGAACACUACCAGUCCCACACGUUUAGCUUUUUGCCUGAAUCGAGCGACGAGAUGGAGACAAGAUGCUUGGUGGAUUACUCGAGCUACGAGCAAUUUCUCCUGGUAUUCAUACGCAAUGAAGAGGGUACGGUUAUUGGUUUGGACUGGGUGAUGCAGGAGGGAUUCAAGCCGUUGCGUUAUAUUCGCCAGAAUAUCGGCCCAACAAUGGCGCAAUACGGCUACGGACAAAACCCGCAAUACGGCGCUGGGAAUGCGCAAAACCUCCAAUUCUACCCGUCGUCAUUUUCGAACCAGCCAGUGUCUGGCCAUUCCACACCAUUUCAAGCGAACUACGGCGCACCGGCGAGUCAAGCGUAUCCCGCACAGUAUGGCGCGGGGUUUGCUGCACCGGGCGUGAGUGGGCAGAUGGGUAUGGGCGUGUCGGGGCUGCGGACGGGGUGGCUGGCGGCUUUUGGCACGGAAGGAUACGACGGGGAGCCGCCGCUACUGGAAGAGUUGGGAGUGAACUUCAGGCAUAUACAGAUGAAGACGUUGGCUGUGCUGAAUCCGUUCGGUCGGAUCGAUCAACAUAUCAUGGACGACAGCGAUGUGGCAGGGCCGAUACUGUUCUUCUUGAUCUUUGGGACGUCGUUACUGUUGUCUGGAAAGCUUCAUUUCGGUUACAUCUACGGCCUGGCAUUCGUUGGCACGAUCCUCCUCCACCAGAUCCUCUCGCUCAUGUCCCCGCCUGUCGUCGAAGCGACUCCAGGAGACCACGGUCACCCGCAUGGCUCGCAUCUCGGCUCCUCGUUAACGUUCCCACGAUCGGCAUCGGUGCUCGGAUACUGUCUGCUCCCUCUCGUUCUGGUAUCGAUGUUUGGAAUCAUUGUGCCGCUUGACGGGCUAUUUGGAUACCUUCUGACCAGCCUGGCCAUCACAUGGUGUUCCUACAGCUCCAGUUCCAUGUUCACCGUUGUUGGACGCAUGACUUCCAUGCGCGGACUGGUAGCGUACCCCAUGGUUCUGUUCUAUGGCAGUUUUGGUAUCAUGGCUAUCUUCAGCUCGCGGGGCACUGGCCAGUUGGCAAAGGCGGCAGGAUCAUAA